CGUCAUUGCGCGCGACUGUUUUGGCGUGUUGGAGACGGAGAAGAUUCUGGAAGCUGUGGAAGAUCCCCGAGCUCUCCAGGGACCGAAAGACUUCACGCAAGGACAGUUGAUCUAAGGCAAACAUGGUGAAGGAAACUGCUUUUUACGACACUCUGGGCGUGAAGCCCUCCGCUACUCCCGAUGAGCUGAAAAGAGCCUAUCGCAAACUUGCCUUAAAAUACCACCCUGACAAAAACCCGACCGAAGGAGAGAAAUUCAAGCAGAUCUCGCAGGCCUAUGAGGUGCUGUCAGACGCUAAGAAAAGAGAGGUGUACGACCGCGGAGGCGAAAAGGCCAUAAAGGAAGGAGGGACCGGCGGAGGCGGUGGGAGCUUUGCGUCACCCAUGGACAUCUUUGACCUGUUUUUCGGUGGAGGCAGCCGGAUGCACAGAGAGCGCAAAGGAAAGAAUAUUGUUCAUCAGAUUUCAGUCUCACUGGAUGAGCUUUAUAACGGAGCAACAAGAAAACUUUCUGUCCAGAAGAACGCCAUUUGUGAACGAUGUGAAGGUCACGGGAGUCGUAAAGGAGCCGCGCAGAUGUGCAUGUCGUGCCACGGCACAGGAGUCCAGAUCCGCGUUCACCAGUUAGUCCUGGGAAUGGUGCAGCAGGUGUCCACGGUGUGCCAGGGCUGCCAGGGGCAGGGCCAGAGAAUCAGCCACAAGGACCGCUGCAAGGCGUGUGCCGGCCGCAAGAUCCUGCGACAGAAGAAAAUCCUAGAGGUGCACAUCGACAAAGGAAUGAGAGAUGGCCAGAAGAUUGUCUUCCAUGGAGAGGGAGACCAGGAGCCGGGACUGGAACCAGGCGACAUCGUCAUUGUUCUGGACAUGCGAGAACACCCACUUUUCACCAGGAAGGGACAGGACCUCAUCAUGUCCAUGGAGUUGCAGCUCGUUGAAGCUUUGUGUGGCUUCAAAAAACCCGUCACAACACUGGACAACAGAACUCUUCUCAUCACAUCCCAUCCAGGUGAAUUGAUCAAACCUGGAGACACUAAGUGUGUCCUGAAUGAAGGGAUGCCCACGUAUCGCAGGCCGUUCGAAAAAGGACGCCUCAUCAUUCACUUUUCAGUGGUGUUCCCAAAAGCCAACUUCCUCCCCAAGAACAAGCUGAAAGAGCUGGAGCGCUACCUCCCCGAAAAGCUGAACGCAGAGCAGGCGGAGAGUAUGGACGACGACCUCUACAUCUACGCCGACCUGGAGGACUGCGACCUGGAGAGGAGGCGGAGGCGCAGGCCUCAGUAUUACUGCGUGGAUGAAGACGACUACGCCAGUGCCGGCGACGUUCAGUGCCAGACGUCAUAAACCACAGCCCACUACUGCUUGUACCAGAGACCCAAGUCUUCAUCUCUAAUACGAAGCACCUUUUUGUUCCCUCUGUGUGUGCAUUUUAAAUUUUGUGCACUUUUGUUUUUCUUUUUAUGUCACAUUCCUUAAAAUGAUUUCGUUUCUUUAAAGUCAAGCUCAGUUCUAACUGUGCCUCGGCCCUGGUUAGAUAUUCUCCAGAUGGAAGUGUGUUCAAGUUCCAGGGCUUGAAGUCAGAUCCUGCUGAAUUGGAUUCCUUGUCAUCUCCAGCACCUUAUUUUGAUCUGCUAAUUUUUUUUUAUUUUUUUUUUUUUUUUUUUCUUAUAUCCAUUUCCACUGUGAGUAGAGAUCAGGGCUGGUUUCACUGAGGGUGAAAAAUGUUAGUCUAAUCCCUGACUGCCAGCGUAAUGCCAACAAUGACUGAGUCAAGGUACCUUUUUUUUUCUUUUUCUUUUUUUUUUCCCAAAAUAGUCUUGUGAACCACUUUUUCAUUGGUCAAGGGUGGCGUUACGUGAACCGUGAGCGACGGCAUUCAAGCCAUUUGACCCUUUGGCAGGGAAAGCGUUUGGGUUCAUUCCACUAAACAGCAGAAUUAUUCCAACUAAUAUUUAAGCUUCACGUUUACUGCAGUCCUUGGUGUGUGGAAACGCCGGGUGUCAUGUCACAUGGACAGAUGAGCAUCUUCCAUUUUGGCAUGAUUUGUGUCUCACAUCCCUGCUGGGAAUGUUUUAUUAUUGGAGUCAACGUGGGGUAAAAUGCCCUGCAUAAGGAAGUCUUAAUUAUUGGCAACACACCGGGGCUGAUUAAGUGUGACGCUGUUCUGCCUUGUGAUGUUUUAAGUUGAAAAUAUCCUCCUGGCCUAUGAAGUGCAAUGUUGCACCUAUUUUCAGUGAAGAGAAUCGGUUGUAGAUGGUUUUUGAAUUCAUUGUAGUCAAGUAAUUUUAAAAUCAGUACAACUUUAGGGGUUUUUCCUUUUAAGAACCUUUUUUUUUUUUCAUUUUGUUGUAUUACACUGUUGUUGGCAAUCAAUAAGUGUCUACUUUUCAUAUUUGUCCCUUCAAAUGCCAAAUGGGCUGUAGGGGUGAAGAUCAGCAAACUUCAUACCUCAUUGAAGUGUCUGCCUGUUUUCAAGGUCUUACCAUGACUUGAAGUGACUUUUUAAUGCAGUUUUGAUUUUAAUUUCUUGUUGUUGCCUUUGAUAAUGCAGAAUUUAACCACGCUCACGUCGGAGGAGUUAAAGAGACAGUUCUUGUGAAAUGAUGCAAAUAUUUAAGUCUUAAUGACAUCAGGGGAAUCCAGUGCAAAAUUCACCUAUAAUACUUGUCAUUGAGGUCUUAAUUUAACUUUAUCUGUGUCAGGACCAAGGAUCUACCUGUUUGUGGUCAUGUUUUCUAAUUAAAUGUUAUUUCAAAUUUUGAA
This is a messenger RNA of Salarias fasciatus (jewelled blenny), 2759 nucleotides long. Its product is annotated as dnaJ homolog subfamily A member 1-like. Lineage: Eukaryota; Metazoa; Chordata; Actinopteri; Blenniiformes; Blenniidae. The record is from RefSeq and is a predicted model, not a curated record. Gene Ontology annotation, biological process: protein folding; response to heat. The transcript has 9 exons. Gene Ontology annotation, molecular function: Hsp70 protein binding; ATP binding. The coding region runs from base 123 to 1340 and encodes 405 amino acids.